UACCGAGCUGCUAAGAGGAUGGGAACCUUUAAUGGGGUCCCAUUGUGGGUCCUAUUGGUCACCUUGAGCCUACUGAACGUUCUCCAAGCGUAUGAUGAGACUCAACAGACUGACGUUAUGAUGAAUGGACCUUCAAGGAUAUCCUUUAUCCAGACUACAUCUUCCACACCUGUGAUUAAAGCAAUCAACACGGCUCACAAUAGCAAAAUCUGCAGCACCUGGGGGAACUUCCACUUCAAGAACUUUGAUGGGGAUGUCUUCUAUUUCCCGGGAACCUGCAACUAUGUCUUCUCGUCCCACUGCAAAAGUGCCUACGAAUCCUUUAACAUCCAAAUUCGCAGAACAGUUGUUAAUAAUGUUGCUACCAUUGAUAAGAUCAACAUGAAAAUGGAGGGGCUAGUAGUGCAACUAGACCACAACAAUGUGAUGGUGGAUGAUAAGAGCGUGCAAUUGCCCUUCAGUGGUAGUGGCGUUCAGAUUGAUAAGAAUGGCGUUUAUCUAAAGGUGAACUCUAAGCUCGGUCUGGUCUUUAUGUGGAAUGAUGAUGACAGCCUCCUGCUGGAACUUGAUGAAAAAUAUGCUAACCAGACCUGUGGCUUGUGUGGAGACUACAAUGGCAUUCCCACCAACAACGAGUUCAUUUCCAAUGGAAUCCAAAUCACAGAGACUCAGUUUGGCAACUUGCAGAAAUUGGAUGGACCCACAGAACAGUGUCAAGAGGUUCUAUCUACCCCCAGGAAUAACUGCACAGAUUAUGAAAAUAUAUGUGAGGGAAUUCUAAUGAUGGCAGCCUUCUCGAACUGUCACUCCUUGGUGGGUGUUAGGAAAUAUAUUGAAGCUUGUGUACAAGACCUCUGUCGCUGUGACAGCAAAGCAACAGCCAUCUGCUUGUGUAACACAUUCGCUGAGUAUUCACGGCAGUGUGCCCACGCCGGAGGUGAACCACAGAACUGGAGAUCAUCAAAUUUAUGCCCUAAAACGUGUCCUUAUAACAUGAAGUACCAAGAAUGCGGAUCCCCCUGUGCGGAUACCUGUUCCAACCCUGAGAGAAGUCUCCUCUGUGAAAACCAUUGUCUGGAAGGAUGUUUCUGUCCAUCAGGAACUGUAUUUGAUGAUAUCAACAACUCAGGCUGUGUCCCCGUUGAUACGUGCUCCUGUACCUUCAACGGUAAAACCUAUGCUGCAGGAACCUCUUACUCUACUGAAUGCAGCACCUGUAUGUGUUCAAGAGGAAAGUGGAGCUGCCAGAAUGUGCCUUGCCCAUCAACCUGCGCAGUCGAAGGGGGAUCCCACAUUACUACGUAUGAUCAGACUCGUUAUACCAUUCAUGGGGAUUGUAACUAUGUGUUGUCCAAGGUCUGCAGCGGUACAGGAUUUACAAUUCUGGCAGAACUGCGUAAAUGCGGUCUUUCCGAGAGCGAAACUUGUCUAAAAAGUUCCACUAUAAUCCUUAAUGGAGGAGAGACAAUUAUUGUCAUUAAACCUUGUGGCAGUGUGUAUGUGAACAACAUCUACACCCAGCUGCCUGUCUCUGCAGCCAACGUCACCAUCUUCAGACCAUCCUCAUUCUACAUUAUUGUCGAGUCUAAAAUGGGAGUCCAGGUAGUGGCUCAGCUCACUCCUUUCAUGCAAGUCUAUCUGAUACUAGACCCCUCUUUCAAGACCAAGACGUGCGGUCUCUGUGGAAACUUCAAUGACAAGCAAUCAGAUGAUUUCCAAACCAUAAGUGGUGUAAUAGAAGGAACUGCUGCGUCCUUUGCCAACACCUGGAAAACCCGAGCAGAUUGUCCAAAUGUUAAGAACGUCUAUGAAGAUCCAUGUUCUCUCAGUGUAGAAAAUGAAAAAUUUGCUAAGUACUGGUGUGGCCUUAUAGCUGAUCUGUCUGGACCAUUUGCCGAAUGCCAUUCUACAGUAAACCCUAUAAUCUACAGACAAACCUGUAUGUUUGACACCUGUAAUUGUGAGAAGAGUGAAGACUGCAUGUGCGCUGCCAUCUCUUCUUAUGUCCGCGCAUGUGCUGCUAAAGGAGUUAUGCUGAGUGGCUGGAGAUCCACUGUCUGCUCCAAAUACAUGAACACCUGCCCCAAAACAUUAAACUACACCUAUUCAAUCACCACCUGCCAGCCUACAUGUCGGUCCCUCAGCGAGCCUGAUGCCACCUGCGAUAUUAAAUUUUUCCCUGUGGAUGGUUGUACCUGCACAGAAGGCUACUACAUGGAUGACAGUGGAAAGUGUGUUCCAGCUGCCGCUUGUCCCUGUUAUUACAAGGGGUCAGCUGUACCUUCUGGAGAAGUUGUCCAUGAAAAUGGAGUUAUGUGCACCUGCACUCAAGGACAGCUGAGCUGUAUUGGAUCCACAGAACUAGAAUGUAAAUCUCCAAUGGUCUUUUUUGACUGUAAAAAUGCUUCGGUGGAUGCCAGAGGAGCCGAAUGCCAGAAGAGUUGCCAGAUAUUGGACAUGGAAUGUUAUAGAACCAAAUGUGUCUCUGGCUGUGUAUGUCCUGAAGGACUAGUCGCAGAUGGGAAAGGUGGUUGUAUAGCAGAAGAUCAGUGCCCAUGUAUUCACAACGAUGUCCCCUACCAGCCAGGAGAGCAAAUCAAAAUGAAGUGCAACACAUGUACCUGCAAAGAUAGGAUGUGGCAAUGUACCAAUGAGCCUUGCUUAGGAACUUGCGCUGUGUAUGGUGAUGGUCAUUACAUCACUUUUGAUGGAAAACGUUAUAGCUUUAAUGGAGACUGUGAAUAUGUCCUCGCACAGGAUCACUGUGGUCAGGUUGGAAGUGAUAGCACCUUCCGCGUCAUUACAGAGAAUGUUCCAUGCGGCACCACUGGUACAACAUGUUCUAAAGCCAUCAAGGUCUUCCUUAACAACUAUGAGAUGAUCCUUACAGAGGAACAUAUUGAUGUGCUGGAAAGAGGCAUUGGAGGUGAAAUUCCAUACACUAUCAGACGCAUGGGGAUCUAUCUUAUUAUUGAAGCCGACAAUGGACUGAUCCUAAUGUGGGACCAGAGGACAAGCAUCUUCAUCAAACUCAGUAAAGAGUUUGAGGGUAAAGUUUGCGGUCUGUGCGGUAAUUUCGAUGGCGAUGGAAACAAUGACUUCACCACCAGGAGUAUGUCUGUGGUUGGAGAUGUUGUUGAGUUUGGCAACAGCUGGAAACUUUCCCCAAUGUGUCCUAAUGUCAUCACUGAGCGGGAUGCAUGCUCUGCUAACCCAUACCGAAAGGCUUGGGCACAGAAACAGUGCAGCAUCAUCAACAGCAAGGCAUUUUCAGCAUGCCACAUACAGGUUGACCCAUCAAAGUAUUAUGAUGCUUGUGUUACUGACUCUUGCGCUUGUGACACCGGUGGAGAUUGUGAGUGUUUCUGCACAGCUGUUGCUGCUUACGCCCAGGCCUGUGGAGAAAGUGGAGUUUGUGUUUCCUGGAGAACACCUUCCAUCUGCCCGAUGUUUUGUGAUUACUACAACCCUGAAGGAGAGUGUGAGUGGCACUACAAGCCCUGUGGAGCUCCAUGCAUGAAGACCUGCAGAAAUCCCAGUGGGAAAUGCCUACAUGAGCUUUCAGGUUUAGAAGGCUGUUACCCCAGUUGUCCAGGAGAUAAACCAUUCUUUGAUGAAGAUGAAAUGGAAUGUGUUGUUGAAUGCAGUUAUUGUUAUGAUGAUGAAGGCAACCACUACAAACCAGGAUCCCCAGUUACAGCCAAGGAGAAGUGUCAGUCUUGUGAGUGCACUAUUUCUGGUUUUAUCGAAUGCACGUACAAUAGGCAAGCCUGCAACUGUGAGUACCAAGGGAGAAUGUAUGACUACAAUGAUGUCAUUUAUAACACCACGGAUGGAAUUGGAGGCUGUAUCACUGCAAUAUGUAAAGAAAAUGGCACAGUCUACCGAGACAUCUAUGCAUGUAACACUCCUACUACAACUCCAUUCACCUUCACAACCACACCUUCUACAGGCACAACAACUCCUCCCAUCACUACUACUCCAAGCACAACACCUGUAACAACAACUGAAAUACCAACUACAACAUUCAAACCAACAUGUACCUGGAGUUCAUGGAUCGAUGUUCAUAUUCCUGGUGGUGGGAUGGAUGAAGGUGAUUUUGAAACCUAUGAGAACAUUCAUGCAGCAAACAAACAAAUCUGCCAAAAACCUGAUGGCAUUCAGUGCAGAGCAGAAAAUUACCCAGAAACACCCAUUGGUCACCUUGGUCAGGUUGUGCAGUGUGAUGUCUCUGUUGGUCUUGUUUGCAAAAAUGAAGAUCAGGAAGAAAAUGUUAAAACAUGCCUAAACUAUCAAGUGAAAGUUCUCUGUUGCAGCAGUUUAACUACACCAGCAACAAGUACAGCAGAAACAACCACAAUACCAAAAACAACCACAACUGAAAAAGGGAUCAUAACAACCACACAAACUCCUGUACCUCCAACCACUACGCCUAAAAUUACUGCAGAGACAACUACUACCACAACUACAGUGCCUCCAACAACACGUACAAUCACUACUACCACCACAACACAAACAACCACUAUUACAACAAGAGUACCACCAACACCAACUACAACUACCACCACCACUCCAAAAACAACUACAGAACCAACAACUACUAAGGUCUCUACAGUUACACCUAACAUUAUUUCUGAAACAACAACUACUACAACGCCAACAACUACCACAAAAACCCCUAUACCUCCAACCUCCACACCUAAAACGAUUCCCGAGUACACUUCUACCACAACUACAGCACCUCCAACGACGACUUCUACCACCACCACUACUACAAAAACAACGACUCCAACUUCUGAAAGAACUACUACAACAUCACCAAGCACUACAAAAGAGGCCAUAACUACCACAAAAACCCCUAUACCUCCAACCUCCACACCUAAAACUAUUACAGAGUACACUUCUACCACAACUACAGCACCUCCAACGAUGACUUCUACAGCCACCACCACUACAAAAACAACGACUCCAACUUCUGAAAGAACUACUACUACAACAAAAAUACCUCCACCAACAACAGCUACUAUUACAACUUCCACCACUCCAAAAACAACUACAGAACCAACAACUACUAAGGUCUCUACAGUUACACCUAACAUUAUUUCUGAAACAACAACUACUACAACGCCAACAACUACCACAAAAACCCCUAUACCUCCAACCUCCACACCUAAAACGAUUCCCGAGUACACUUCUACCACAACUACAGCACCUCCAACGACGACUUCUACCACCACCACUACUACAAAAACAACGACUCCAACUUCUGAAAGAACUACUACAACAUCACCAAGCACUACAAAAGAGGCCAUAACUACCACAAAAACCCCUAUACCUCCAACCUCCACACCUAAAACUAUUACAGAGUACACUUCUACCACAACUACAGCACCUCCAACGAUGACUUCUACAGCCACCACCACUACAAAAACAACGACUCCAACUUCUGAAAGAACUACUACUACAACAAAAAUACCUCCACCAACUACAGCUACUAUUACAACUUCCACCACUCCAAAAACAACAACAGCACCAACAACUACUAAGAUCUCUACAAUUACACCUAAAAUUAUUCCUGAAACAACAACUACCACUACAACCCCAACAACUACCGCUCCCAAUACAAGCUGUGGCUGCCAAUGGUCAAACUGGUUUGAUGUAAGCUAUCCUACAAUAGGUAUAGCAGGUGGAGAUUUUGAUACAUUUGACAACAUACGAGCUAAAGGAUAUUCUGUGUGUAAUCAGCCAUCUAAAAUAGACUGUAGAGCUAAACAAUACCCAGACACACCGCUACAGGACCUUGGACAAAAUGUGCAGUGUAAUGCUUCAUUUGGAUUGUUGUGCUACAACAAGGACCAAUUUCCUGCCAUUUGCUACAAUUAUGAAAUUAGAGUUUGCUGCAGCCGUGAGACAUGUACGACCACCGGUACCACUACAACAUCACCAACCACUACUAAAGAGGUCACAACUAACACAAAAACCCCUAUGCCUCCAACCUCCACACCUAAAACUAUUCCAGAGUACACUUUUACCACAACUACAGCACCUCCAUCGACGACUUCUACAACCACCACCACUACAAAAACAACAACUCCAACUUCUGAAAGAACCACUACUACAACAAUAAUACCACCACCAACAACUAUUACUACUACAACUUCCUCCAGUCCAAAAACAACUACAACUACAGCACCAACAACUACUAAGGUCUCUACAAUUACACCUAACAUUAUUCCUGAAACAACAACUACUACUACAAGCCCAAUAACUCCAACCUCCACUCCUAAAACUAUUCCAGAGUACACUUCUACCACAACUACAGCACCUCCAAUGAUGACCUCUACAACCACCACCACUACAAAAACAACGACUCCAACUUCUGAUAGAACCACUACUACAACAAGAAUACCACCAACUACUACAGCUUCCAUCACUCCAGAAACAACUACAACUACAGCACCAACAACUACUAAGAUAUCUACAAUUACACCUAAAAUUAUUCCUGAAACAACAACUAUUACUACAACAUCACCAACCACUACAAAAGAGGUCAUAACUACCACAAAAACCCCUAUGCCUCCAACCUCCACACCUAAAACUUUUCCAGAGUACACUUCUACCACAACUACAGCACCUCCACUGACGACCUCUACAACCACUACAAAAACAACGACUCCAACUUCUGAUAGAACCACUACUACAACAAGAAUACCACCAACUACUACAGCUUCCAUCACUCCAGAAACAACUACAACUACAGCACCAACAACUACUAAGAUAUCUACAAUUACACCUAAAAUUAUUCCUGAAACAACAACUACUACUACAACACCACCAACCACUACAAAAGAGGUCACAACUAACACAAAAACCCCUAUACCUCCAACCUCCACACCUAAAACUAUUCCAGAGUACACUUUUACCACAACUACAGCACCUCCAUCGACGACUUCUACAACCACCACCACUACAAAAACAACAACUCCAACUUCUGAAAGAACCACUACUACAACAAUAAUACCACCACCAACAACUAUUACUACUACAACUUCCUCCAGUCCAAAAACAACUACAACUACAGCACCAACAACUACUAAGGUCUCUACAAUUACACCUAACAUUAUUCCUGAAACAACAACUACUACUACAAGCCCAAUAACUACUACACCCAACACAAGCUGUGGCUGCCAAUGGUCAAAUUGGUUUGAUGUCAGCUAUCCUACGGCAGGUAUAGCAGGUGGAGAUUUUGAUACAUUUGACAACAUAAGAGCUAAAGGAUAUUCUGUGUGUAAUCAGCCAUCUAAAAUAGACUGUAGAGCUAAACAAUACCCAGACACACCGCUAGAGGAGCUUGGACAGAAGGUGCAGUGUAAUGCUUCGGUUGGACUGUUGUGCUACAACAAGGACCAAGUACCUGCUAUUUGCUACAAUUAUGAAAUUAGAGUUUGCUGCAGCCGUGGAACAUGUACAACUACACCACAAACAUCCACUAUUACUAAAGAACUGACAACUACUGACCACCUCACAACUAAAGAAUCAACUCAAUUUACCACCGCUACAACCACACGUUGCUACUGCCGCAUGGAUGGUGAAUUUUUCUUAACAGGAGCAGUCAUUUACAACAGGACUGAUGAAGCCGGAUGCCAUUUCUAUGCAAUUUGUAAUGAAGAAUGUAACGCUGAAAGAUUCCAAGGACCAUGCCAACCUACAACUCUGCCACCCCCAACGACUACCACCACUCCAGUGUCAACAACAACUACAUCUAUUGAGACAACAACACCAAAGAUAGAAACAACAACUCCAGUUGAAGGCUGCCCUCCCAGAAAAACUAAUGAAACCUGGUCAAUCAGCAACUGCACAGUGGCCACAUGUCAUGGAAACAAUGUUGUCACUUUCGAACCUGUUUCAUGCCCACCUGUGGAGAUAGUCACCUGUGAUAAUGGUUUUCCACCAGUCAAAGUCUACAGUGCAGAUGGCUGCUGUUACCAUUAUGAAUGUGAAUGUGUUUGCGGUGGAUGGGGUGAUCCUCAUUAUAUUACAUUUGAUGGAACCUACUAUACUUUCCUAGACAACUGCACCUAUGUCCUCGUACAACAGAUCACCCCCAAAUUUGAUAACUUCCGCAUCCUUGUCGAUAAUUAUUUCUGUGAUGCUGCAGAUGGUUUGUCCUGUCCACAGUCUAUAAUAGUUUACUACAAGUCCAAUGAACUUUUGCUGACUCGUACAAUGUUCCAAGGAAGAAUGAGAAACAUGAUUAGAUUCAACCAAAAUUGGGUAACGCCAGGAUUCACUGCAGAUGGCAUUAUUGUCUCCAGCGCUGGAAUUAACAUGGUGGUUGAGAUUCCAGAAAUAAAAGCCUACAUCUCCUUUAGUGGACUGAUCUUUGUUAUUAAGCUGCCAUUCAGCAUGUUUGGUUACAACACAGAAGGACAGUGUGGCACCUGCUCCAACAACAGCACCGAGGAUUGUCGUUUGCCAGAUGGAAAGGUCGUUGAAGACUGUUCUCAAAUGGCUGCCGAAUGGAGGGCUAACUUUACAGUCUGCAAUCCACCUCCCGAGCCAACACCUUCUGUACCACCAACAGAUUGCCCAUCUACACCUCUCUGUGAUGUCAUCCUAAGCGAUGUAUUCGCUGAAUGCCACAAGAAGAUAUCUCCAGAGCCUUACUAUAAGGGCUGUGUUUAUGAUGCAUGCCGCAUCCGCAACGAUUCAGUGCAAUGCUCCAGCUUAGAGGUCUAUGCGGCAAUGUGUGCCUCUAUCGAUGUCUGUGUGGACUGGAGGGGAAAUACUGAAGACCAUUGCCCCUACUACUGCCCAGCUGGAAAGGUGUACGAUCCUUGUGGUCCAGUGCAUUGUGAUACCUGCGAGAACAGGGAAGUACCGAGCCUCAGCAAUGGAAUGACAGAAGGCUGCUACUGUCCCUCUGGAACCAAGCUAUUCAACACGUACGCUGAUGUCUGCGUUAAGAGCUGCCCUUGCGUUGGACCAGAUGGAAUGCCCAAAGCGCCUGCAGAGAAAUGGAUCAGCAACUGCCAAGAAUGUGUCUGUGAGGCCACGUCGCUCACUGUACAGUGCAGUCCACUGAAAUGUGUCCAAAUUCAAUGUGCAGAGGGCUUCGAGUACAAGGAAGUAAAAGAUCAAUGUUGUGGCAUUUGUGAACCAGUGGCAUGCACAAUGAAAAUGACUGAUGACACCACUAUUGUUAUCAAGCCUGGUGAGACCUGGAACUCUCCUGUUGACAAAUGCUCCUACUAUCAAUGCAACAAAACAGACGAGCAAUUUGUUACCGUGAGCAUAACAAAGGAAUGUACUGUCUCCAGCGCAGAUGGAUGCAGACCGGGAUAUACAUAUAGAAAAGUUGACAGUGAGUGCUGUGGCACAUGUGUUCAGGAAGCAUGUACAAUGAUGAUGAAGGACAACUCCACUAAAGUUUUGGAGCCUGAAGAAACAUGGACCCCACCUAAUGAACCAUGUCUCUACUAUGAAUGCCACAAAAUAGGAGACCAGUUUGUCCCUACCACCGUGACGAGAGUCUGCUCAAUUAUGGAAUGCAGUGCCGGAUAUACAUAUAUAAAAGUUGACAGUGAAUGCUGUGGCACUUGUAAGCAGGAGGAAUGUACAAUGAAGAUGAAAGAUAAUUCCACUAAAGUUUUAAAGCCUGGUGAAAAAUACACGCCACCAGACGAGAAGUGCAUCUCCUACCUCUGCACUGAUACUCACGAUGUGGUAACUGAGAAAGACAAAUGUGAUGUUGCCGAUGAAGCAGGUUGCUCAGAGGGAUAUAACUAUACAAAAUCUGAGGAUGAGUGCUGUGGCAAAUGUGUGAGGGUGGCAUGCACAAUGAAGAUGAAGGACGAUUCCAUUAAAGUAUUGAAGCCUGGUGAAAAAUACACCCCAGCAGACGAGAAGUGCACCUCCUACAUCUGCACCGAGACCUAUGACCUGAUAACAGAGAAAGAGAGGUGCCUUGUUGUCAGCCCUACAGACUGCUCAGAGGGGUAUAAUUAUACAAAAGCUGAAGGUGACUGCUGUGGCAAAUGUGAGACAGUGGCCUGUACAAUGAAGAUGUCAGAUAACUCUACUAAAGUAUUAAAGCCUGAAGAAACAUGGACACCACCUAACGAACCAUGUCUCUACUAUGAAUGCCACAAAAUAGAUGGCCAGUUUGUCCCGGUUAACGUGAUGAGCGUCUGCUCUGUCCUGGAAUGCAGUGCUGGAUAUAUGUAUAAAAAGGCCGAAGGUGACUGCUGUGGCUCAUGUGAGAUGGUGGCUUGUACAAUGAAGAUGGAUAACAACACAAUCAUAACUCUCAUGCCUGGUGAAAAAUACACCCCACCAGACCAGAAGUGCACCUCCUACACCUGCAAUAGUACUUAUCAUGUGGUAACAGAGAAUGAAAACUGCAACGUUUCCAGCUCAGCAGAUUGUUCAGGGGAUUUUGAAUACAGAGUGAUGCCCGGAAAAUGUUGUGGCGAAUGUGUCAAGGUGGCUUGUACGAUGAAGAUGGAUAACAACACAACCAUAACUCUCAAGAGUAAUGAAACAUGGUCAAUCAGCAACUGCACAGUGGCCAAAUGUAAUGAAAACGAUGUUGUCACCAUUGAACCUGUGACUUGCAAAUCUGUAGAAGAAAUCACCUGUGCUAGUGGUUUUCCCCCAGUAAAAGUCUACGAUUCGGACGGCUGCUGUUAUCAUUAUGAAUGUGAAUGUGUUUGCACCGGAUGGGGUGAUCCUCAUUAUAUUACAUUUGAUGGAACCUACUAUACUUUCCUAGACAACUGCACCUAUGUCCUCGUACAACAGAUCACCCCCAAAUUUGAUAACUUCCGUGUCCUUAUUGAUAAUUAUUUCUGUGGUGCUGAUGAUGGUUUGUCCUGUCCACAGUCUCUACUAAUUUACUACAAGUCCAACGAAGUUCUGUUGACUCGUACAAUGUUCGAAGGAAGAAUGAGAAACAGGAUUAGAUUCAACCAACUUUGGGUAACCCCAGGAUUCACCACCGAUGGCAUUACUGUCUCCAGCGCUGGAAUUAACAUGGUGGUUGAAAUUCCAGAAAUAAAAGCCUACAUCUCGUUUAGCGGCAUGAUCUUUGUUAUUAAGCUACCAUUCGGCAUGUUUGGUUACAACACAGAAGGGCAGUGUGGAACCUGUUCCAACAAUAGCACUGAGGAUUGCCGAUUGCCAAAUGGAGAGGUCAUUGAAGACUGUUCUGAGAUGGCUACCCAAUGGAGGGCUAAUGUCUCAUACUGUAACCCACCUCCCGAGCCAACCCCAACACCUUCUGUACCACCAACUGCAUGUCCACCUGCACCUCUCUGUGAUGUGAUCCUCAGCGAUGUAUUUGCUGAAUGCCACGCGAAGAUAUCUCCAGAGCCUUACCACGAGGGCUGCGUUUUUGAUGCAUGCCGCAUCCGCAACGAUUCAGUGCAAUGCUCCAGCUUAGAGAUCUAUGCAUCGUUGUGUGCCUCUAUCGAUGUCUGUGUGGAUUGGAGAGCAAAGACUGGAGUUCACUGCCCAUACAACUGCCCAGCUGGAAAGAUGUACGAUGCAUGCGGUCCAGUGCAUGCUGACACUUGUGACAACAGACAAAUAGCAAUCCUCAGCAAUGGACUCACAGAAGGCUGCUACUGUCCCUCAGGGACCAAGUUGUUCAAUGCUUACACCGAUGUCUGUGUUGAGAGCUGCUCCUGUGUUGGACCUGAUGGGAUGCCCAAAGCAAGCGGUGAGAAAUGGACCAGCAACUGCCAAGAAUGCUUCUGUGAGGCCACGUCGCUCACUGUACAGUGCACUCCACUGAAAUGUGAUCAAAUUAAAUGUGCAGAGGGCUUCCAGUUUAAGGAGGUAGAAGACCAGUGUUGUGGUGGCAUUUGUGAACCAGUGGCGUGUACGAUGAAAAUGAACGAUGACACCACUAUUGUUAUCAAGCCUGGUGAGACCUGGAACUCUCCUGUUGACAAAUGCUCCUACUAUCAAUGCAACAAAACAGACGAGCAAUUUGUUACCAUGAGCAUAACAAAGGAAUGUACUGUCUCCGGCGCAGAUGGAUGCAGACCGGGAUAUAAAUAUAGUAAAGUUGAGGGUGAGUGCUGCGGCACAUGCGAUCCAGUGGCAUGUACAAUGAUGAUGAACGACAGCUCCACUAAAGUUUUGGAGCCUGAAGAAACAUGGACCCCGCCUAAUGAACCAUGUCUCUACUAUGAAUGCCACAAAAUAGGCGACCAGUUUGUGCCAAUUACUGUCACAAGAGUCUGCGCAAUUGUGGAAUGCAGUGAUGGAUAUAAUUAUACAAAAGCUGAAGGUGAGUGCUGCGGCACAUGUGUACCAGUGGCGUGUACAAUGAAGAUGAAGGACAACUCCACUAAAGUCUUGAAGCCUGGUGAGAAAUACACCCCAGCAGACGAGAAGUGCGUCUCCUACAUCUGCACCGAUACUUAUGACGUGAUAACAGAAAAAGAAAAAUGCCUUCACAUUAGCCCAACAGACUGUUCAGAGGGGUAUACAUAUAAAGAAGCUGAAGGUAACUGCUGUGGAUCCUGCGUGCCGGAGGCAUGUACAAUGAAGAUGAAGGACAACUCCACUAAAGUAUUAAAGCCUGGUGAAAAAUAUACCCCAGCAGACGAGAAGUGCACCUCCUACAUCUGUACUGAAAUUUAUAAUGUGGUCACAGAGAUAGAAAAAUGCCUUGUUCUUAGUCCCACAGACUGCUCCCAGGGAUAUAAGUAUGCUAAAUCUGAGGGUGAGUGCUGUGGAACAUGCGUGCCAGAAGCAUGCACAAUGAAGAUGAAGGACGACUCAAUUAAAGUCUUAAAGCCUGGCGAAAAGUACACCCCACCAGACGAGAAGUGCGUCUCCUACAUCUGUACUGACACUUAUGAUGUGGUAACAGAGAGAGAAAAAUGCAUUGCCGUUAGCCCUACAGACUGUUCCGAGGGAUAUCAGUAUAAAAAAGAUGAACUUACCUGCUGUGGCACAUGUGAGCAAGUGGCAUGUACAAUGAAGAUGAAGGACAACUCCACGAAAAUAUUAAAGCCUGAAGAAACAUGGACCCCACCUAAUGAACCAUGUCUCUACUAUGAAUGCCACAAAAUUGAAGACCAGUUUGUCCCAGUUACUGUGACCAGAGUCUGUUCUGUCGUGGAGUGCAGUGCUGGAUAUAUGUUCACAAAGCUUGAAAGUGAGUGCUGUGGAUUGUGUGUGCCAUCAGGAUGUACAAUGAAGAUGGAUAACAACACAAUCAUAACUCUCAAGCCUGGUGAAAAAUAUACCCCACUAGACCAAAACUGCGUCUCAUACACCUGUAAUGAUAGUUACCACGUGGUAACAGAGAAAGAAAAUUGCCCUGUCAUCGACCCAGCAGAUUGCUUAGAGGGUUUUGAAUACAAAGUGAUACCUGGAAAAUGUUGUGGCGAAUGCGUCAAGGAAGUUUGUACAGUGAAGAUGGAUGACAACACAUCUAUAAAUCUCAAGACCAAUGAAACAUGGUCAAUCAGCAACUGCACAGUGGCCAAAUGUCAUGGAAACGACGUUGUCACCAUUGAACCUGUGACAUGUCCUCCAGUGGAGACAAUCUCCUGUGAAAAUGGUUUCCCCCCUGUGAAAGUAUACAAUUCAGACGGCUGCUGUUACCAUUAUCAAUGUGAAUGUGUUUGCGCCGGAUGGGGUGACCCUCAUUAUAUCACAUUUGAUGGAACCUACUAUACUUUCCUAGACAACUGCACCUAUGUCCUCGUACAACAGAUCACCCCCAAAUUUGAUAACUUCCGUGUCCUUAUUGAUAAUUAUUUCUGUGGUGCUGCGGAUGGUUUGUCCUGUCCACAGUCUCUACUAAUUUACUACAAGUCCAACGAAGUUUUGCUGACUCGUACAAUGUUUGAAGGAAGAAUGAGAAACAGGAUUAGAUUUAACCAACAUUGGGUAACUCCGGGAUUUACCAUUGAUGGGAUUACUGUGUCCAGUUCUGGUAUCAACAUGGUGGUUGAGAUUCCAGAAAUAAAUGCCUACAUCUCCUUUAGUGGACUGAUCUUUGUAAUCAAACUACCAUUCACCUUGUUCGGUUACAACACAGAAGGACAGUGUGGAACCUGUUCCAACAAUAGCACUGAGGAUUGCCGAUUGCCAGAUGGAGAGGUUGUUGCAGACUGUUCAGAAAUGGCUACCCAAUGGAGGGCUAAUGUCUCAUACUGUAACCCACCUCCUGAGCCAACCCCAACACCUUCUGUACCACCAACUGAAUGUCCACCCGCACCUCUCUGUGAUGUGAUCCUCAGCGAUGUAUUCGCUGAAUGCCACGAGAAGAUAUCUCCAGAGCCUUACUAUGAGGGCUGCGUUUUUGAUGCGUGUCGCAUCAGCAACUAUUCAGUACAAUGCUCCAGCUUAGAGGUCUAUGCGGCGUUGUGUGCCUCUAUCGAUGUCUGUGUGGAUUGGAGAGCAAAGUCUGGAGGCCAUUGCCCAUACAACUGCCCAGCUGGAAAGGUCUACAAUGCAUGCGGCCCAGUGUGUCAAAAUACCUGCGAAAACAGGCAAGUACCAAGCCUCAGCAAUAAAGUCAUAGAAGGCUGCUACUGUCCCUCAGACACAACAUUGUUCAACAGUUACAGUGAUGUCUGUGUUAAGAGCUGCGCUUGCGUUGGACCCGAUGGAAUGCCCAGAGAGCCUUCAGAAAAAUGGACCAGCAACUGCCAAGAAUGUUUCUGUGAGGCCACGUCGCUCACUGUACAGUGCACUCCACUAAACUGUGACCAAGUUAAAUGUGCAGAGGGCUUCCAGUUCAAGGAGAUGAAAGACCAGUGUUGUGGUGGCACUUGUGAACCGGUGGCAUGUACAAUGAAGAUGAACAAUGAAACCCCAAUUGUUAUCCAGCCUGGUGAGACCUGGAACUCUCCUGUUGACAAAUGCUCCUACUAUCAAUGCAACAAAACAGAUGCGCAAUUUGUUAUUUUGAGCGUAACAAAGGAAUGUACUGUCUCCAGCGCAGACGAAUGCAAACCGGGAUACACAUAUAAAUAUGUUGAGGGUGAGUGCUGUGGCACAUGUGUGCAGGAAGCAUGUACAAUGAAGAUGAAGGACGACUCAAUUAAAGAUUUGAAGCCUGGCGAAAAAUAUACCCCACCAGACGAAAAGUGCGUCUCCUACAUCUGUACUGACACUUAUGAUGUGGUAACAGAGAGAGAAAAAUGUCUUGUCGUUAGCCCUACAGACUGUUCCAAGGGAACUAAGUAUACAAAGGCUGAAAGCGACUGCUGUGGAUCUUGUGUGGCAGAGGCAUGUACAAUGGCAAUGAAGGACAACUCCACUAAAGUAUUACAGCCUGGUGAAAGAUACACUCUGCCAGAAGAGAAGUGCACCUCCUACAUCUGCACUGAUACUUAUGAUGUGAUAACAGAGAGAGAAAAAUGCCUUGUCCUGAGCGCAGCAGACUGUUCAGAGGGAUAUAAGUAUACAAAAGCUGAAGGUGACUGCUGUGGAUCAUGUGAGCAUGUGGCGUGUACAAUGAAGAUGAAGGAUGAGUCUACUAAAGUUUUACAGCCUGGUGAAAAAUACACCCCAGCAGACGAGAAGUGCACCUCCUACAUCUGCACCGAGACUUAUAAUGUGGUAACAGAGAGAGAAAAAUGCCUUGUUGCCAGCCCAUCAGACUGCUCAGAGGGAUAUACCUAUUCAACAUCCGAGGCUGACUGCUGUGGCAAAUGUGUGCCAGUGGCAUGUACAAUGCAGAUGCAGGAUAACUCCAUUAAAGUCUUGAAGCCCGGUGAGAAAUACACCCCAGCAGACCAGAAGUGCACAUCCUACAUCUGCACCGAUACUUAUGACCUGGUAACAGAGAAAGAGAAAUGUCUUGUUGUUAGCCCAGCAGACUGCACAGAGGGAUUUAACUAUACAAAGUCUGAGAGUGAUUGCUGUGGAUCCUGUGUGCAGGAAGCAUGUACAAUGAAGAUGAACGACAACUCCAUCAAAGUGUUAAAGCCUGGUGAAAAAUACACCCCAGCAGACGAGAAGUGCACAUCCUACAUCUGCACCGAGACCUAUGACCUGGUAACAGAGAAAGAGAGGUGCCUUGUUGUGAGUCCAUCAGACUGCUCAGAGGGAUAUAAGUAUACACAAUCUGAGGGUGAGUGCUGUGGAUUAUGUGAGCCUGUGGCAUGUACAAUGAAGAUGAAGGACAGCUCCAUUAAAGUAUUACAGCCUGGUGAAAAAUACACUCCGGCAGACGAGAAAUGCACAUCCUACAUCUGCACUGAGACUUAUACUGUGGUCACGGAGAUAGAUAGAUGCCUUGUCAUUACCGCAGCAGACUGCUCAGAGGGAUAUAAGUAUACAAAAGCUGAAGGUGACUGCUGCGGAGCAUGUGAGCCUGUGGCAUGUACAAUGAAGAUGAAGGAUAAUUCCACCAAAGUUUUACAGCCUGGCGAAAAAUACACCCCAGCCGACGAGAAGUGCACAUCCUACAUCUGCACCGAGACCUAUGACCUGGUAACAGAGAAAGAGAAAUGUCUUGUUGUUAGCCCAGCAGACUGCACAGAGGGAUAUACCUAUUCAACAUCUGAGGUUGACUGCUGUGGCAAAUGUGUGCCAGUGGCAUGUACAAUGAAGAUGCAGGAUAACUCCAUUAAAGUUUUGAAGCCCGGUGAGAAGUACACCCCAGCAGACCAGAAGUGCACAUCCUACAUCUGCACCGAUACUUAUGACCUGGUAACAGAGAAAGAGAAAUGUCUUGUCGUUAGCCCAGCAGACUGCACAGAGGGAUUUAACUAUACAAAAUCUGAGAGUGACUGCUGUGGAUCCUGUGUGCAGGAGGCCUGUACAAUGAAGAUGAGCGACAACUCCAUCAAAGUAUUAAAGCCUGGUGAAAAAUACACCCCAGUAGAUGAGAAGUGCACAUCAUACAUCUGCACCGAGACCUAUGACCUGGUAACAGAGAAAGAGAGGUGCCUUGUUAUGAGCCCAUCAGACUGCUCAGAGGGAUCUAAGUAUACACAAUCUGAGGGUGAGUGCUGUGGAUUAUGUGAGCCUGUGGCAUGUACAAUGAAGAUGAAGGACAGCUCCAUUAAAGUAUUACAGCCUGGUGAAAAAUACACCCCUGCGGACGAGAAGUGCACAACCUACAUCUGUACUGAGACUUAUAAUGUGGUCACGGAGAUCGAAAAAUGCCUUGUUGUCAGUCCUACAGACUGCUCAGCGGGAUAUAAGUAUACAAAAGCUGAAGGUGACUGCUGCGGAUCAUGUGAGCCUGUGGCGUGUACAAUGAAGAUGAAGGAUGACUCUGUUAAAGUUUUACAGCCUGGUGAAAAAUACACCCCAGCAGACGAGAAGUGCACAUCCUACAUCUGCACCGAUACUUAUAUUUUGGUAACAGAGAAAGAGAAAUGCCUCGUCAUUAGCCCAGCAGACUGCUCAGAGGGAUAUACAUACAAACAAGCUGAAAGUGAAUGUUGUGGAUCAUGUGAACCAGUGGCAUGUACAAUGAAGAUGAAGGAUAAUUCCACCAAAGUUUUACAGCCUGGUGAAAAAUACACACCGCCAGAUGAGAAAUGCAUCUCCUACAUCUGCACUGAUGCUUAUGAUCUGAUAACAGAGAAAGAAACAUGCCCAGCCUUUAACCUGGCAGAUUGCUUAGAGGGUACCAUCAAAAUGUCAGAGAAUGGCUGCUGCAAGACUUGUGAACCUAUUGUGUCGUCAUGCCAGGUCUAUAAACAGUCCACUCGUAUCAUAACCGGCACCUGUGAGUCAGACCAGACCGUGGAGCUGUCAUACUGUGAGGGAGGCUGCAAGACCACAUCAAUGUACUCUGCGGAGGCAAAUACCAUGGAACACAAGUGUAGCUGUUGUCAAGAGAUGAAGACCAGCAAACGGGAAGUGAGCCUCAAAUGUCUCGAUGGAACCAGCUCACUUUACUCAUACAUCUAUGUGGAAGAGUGUGGUUGCACCAGCACAGAAUGUAACAAGGAUCCCCAAACUUCCAACGGAUUAAACUAAAUGAGAACUUCAUUUUGGCAAAAUAUUUUUCCAAACUUUCUAUUGCUCUGGAUAAGCACUCCGUGUCCCCAGCCUAUUGAUGGCACUUCUUUACACUUUCCUUAAAAGGUCUCUUCAAUGAUCCCUCCCAUUGUCCAUCCACAAAUGCUAGACAAAGUUGGGCUACCUCACACCUAUAUGUAACAUUGAAUAAUGUCACACCUCUUGUACAUUAGUAUAUGAUUUAGGGAAUAUUUGAAAAAUGGAUUUGCACUUUCCGACACUGCUGUUCUUGUUAUUAGCUGGACUAUCAUUGUGCUGAAUUCUCUACAGUUUUAAUGUUUCUUACAAUUGUAGUCCACAUUUCUGAAUGAGGAGGCCACUGUUCAUCUGCUGUCAAACCAUAAUUAUGUUUACAUGAUGAAAUUAUUUUUAGUGGAUGGCAAUCAAGAACUGUUUAUUUUUGAAUCCCUGUUUAAUUAUACUUCCAAAUGAAUAGUUUUGUACAGUUGAGGAAAAUUCAGCUAUUCAUUUGUUCUUUGAAGAAUUGCAAUGCUAUCUUACACUUUUUUUUCUGGCAUUGAGGUGUAGAGGGUUGUGUUUUUUAUUUCCAGAGCAUAGAAUGUGAUUUAAAUAAAAGUCUUUUAACUAUCUUAAAA
Spea bombifrons (plains spadefoot toad) is the source of this 18611-nucleotide messenger RNA. Its product is annotated as mucin-5B-like. The record is from RefSeq and is a predicted model, not a curated record. Gene Ontology annotation, molecular function: protein binding. NCBI's taxonomy places the organism in Eukaryota, Metazoa, Chordata, Amphibia, Anura, Pelobatidae. The transcript is spliced from 117 exons. Gene Ontology annotation, cellular component: extracellular matrix. The coding region runs from base 19 to 17973 and encodes 5984 amino acids.